Messenger RNA from Brachypodium distachyon (stiff brome), 1799 nucleotides. RefSeq names its product short integuments 2, mitochondrial. Gene Ontology annotation, cellular component: mitochondrion. The record is from RefSeq and is a predicted model, not a curated record. Lineage: Eukaryota; Viridiplantae; Streptophyta; Magnoliopsida; Poales; Poaceae. Bases 140 to 1258 code for a protein of 372 amino acids. The transcript is spliced from 8 exons. Gene Ontology annotation, molecular function: GTPase activity; GTP binding.
AUGAAGCCGCGCUAGCGCUAGAAGGGCGAAAAGUUGCGAGGCCAACUUGUAAUAAACAAGCUCUUGCAGCGCGACACGGCGUGGCGCCUUGCCGACGGACCCGGACCAGCGCCGCCAGCGCGGGGUGGAGCGGCCGAAGAUGCGGGGUCUGACGCGGGCAGGCAAGAGGGCCAGCGAGAUGGCCUUCAAUGCCGGUGGUGGCGUCAUCAACUGGUUCCCGGGCCACAUGGCUGCCGCCUCACGCGCCAUCCGCGACCGCCUCAAGCUUGCCGACCUCGUCAUCGAGGUUCGGGACUCCCGCAUUCCAUUGUCCUCAGCGAAUGAAGACCUUCAACCGGUGCUUUCAGCUAAGAGGCGUAUCCUUGCUCUAAACAAGAAAGAUCUAGCGAAUCCCAAUAUGAUGAAUAUGUGGCUUGAUCAUUUUGAAUCACGUAAGCAGGAUUGCAUCUCAAUAAAUUCACACAGUAGUAAUUCGAUUAAUCAGCUGCUUGGGCUUGUGGAGUUGAAACUAAAGGAAGCAAUCUUGAAAGAGCCCACACUUCUUGUUAUGGUUGUUGGUGUCCCUAAUGUUGGAAAGUCUGCUCUCAUAAAUUCCAUACAUAGAAUUGCCCGUUCUCGUUUUCCAGUGAAUGAUAAGAUCAAGCGGGCUACGGUAGGACCACUGCCUGGUGUUACUCAAGACAUUGCAGGAUAUAAGAUUGCAAGCCAGCCAAGCAUUUAUGUGCUUGAUACACCAGGUGUUCUGGUGCCAAGCAUUCCAGACAUGGAAACGGGUCUAAAGCUUGCUCUGACAGGAGCUGUCAAAGACUCAGUGGUUGGAGAGGAGCGUAUAGCAAAAUAUUUACUAUCUCUUCUUAAUAUUAGAAAAACCCCUCUACACUGGGAGCGACUGCUGCACAGAAGAGAAGAAUUUGAUGAGGAGCCAGGACACAGUUGUGGAAAAGGCUCUAGAGAUUCACUACGCAGGAGGAAACGCAUUAAUAACUCUGAUGCCUUAUAUGUUCAGGACUUAGUGAUGGAGGUCCAGGCAACGCUGUGCAGCACAGCUAUGGAAUUCACAGGCAACAUUGAUGAAGAGACUGGGCUGGAAAGUCUGAUUGACGCACAGCUCCUUGCUCUUCGUAAGGUGUUCAGAAUUCCUCACAGACCACUUGAUGAAUCUCAUGGACCGACAGCCAAGAAGUUGUUGACUCUAUUCAGAGCAGGGAAACUCGGCCCAUUCGUCCUCGACGACCUUCCUGAUGAGAUAAAACAGUAAAAGGAAGAAAGUUCUUCGUUUUGCUUAUACACAGCUAAGGCUCUCCAGUGGAAGAACAGUUGGCAUGAUACGGCUGAAUGGCCAGCAAUAGCUUUGUUGUGCAUUUUUUGAAGCGAUGCAAGAUGACACAAAGCAACGUGCCAAUCAUGGAGAUGCAUGCCGUCUUUGGGGAUGCAUGUUAGCCACUUUCAGUGAGCAGAAGCUUACGACGGUUUAAUAACAAUAUGCUUUUCUCUGUGUGUUUGUAGAGUUAGCUGCUGAUGUCGGCAUAGAUUCAUUUCUGCCUGUUUCAGAAUUGAAUUGUUCGACUUUCGCUUGUACAUUUUGUGGUCGGUACUUUUUAUGGUUACUAGUAGCAGUUAUGAAUGCCGACCUGCUACUACCAUUGCAAACGGACAGGGCAUGUGGGUCAUUUAAUGUCAUACCGACCGCAUUUAGGGUCGUUGCGAGAUUCAAAAGACACCCACACACACGUCAACGUUCGAUCUUGUAAGUGUGAAUUUUCAAGAAGAUAUAUUUAUGCCCUGUGCGGAAAAGACAA